ACGGUACGUUUUAACCUCCGCAUCGCACUGGCAUUCGCUCAUGAUGCGUUGCCGCUAAGAACAGGAACAUGGAAGAUUCGAAACAACAGCGAAAGAAGAACUACAGAAAGAGAAGUGCUCCAACAGAACAAGAUCAACUAGUGCAAUCUGAAAACAACAAUGAAUCCGAUGACGAACGAGAAAGAAGAAUGGCAUUGGAAGAGAUUAAACUCCUCCAGAAGCAGAGAGAAAGGAAAUCAGGGCUUCCAGCAAACCCUAGUUUGCCAGCGCAGAGUGGAAUUAGCGGCGGUUUAGCUGCUAAAGCCACCGAAAAGAACGACGGCGAUGGCGGUGAUAAGGACGAGCUUGUUCUUCAGGACACCUUUGCUCAAGAGACCGCUGUUAUGGUUGAAGACCCCAAUAUGGUCCAGUAUAUUGAGCACGAAUUAGCAAAGAAGAGGGGCAGGAAAAUUGAUGCAGCUGAUCAAGUUGAGAAUGAGUUGAAACGUGCUGAAGAUGAACUAUAUAAAAUCCCUGAGCAUCUUAAAGUAAAAAGGCGAAAUUCAGAAGAAAGCUCUACUCAGUGGACUACUGGUAUUGCUGAGGUUCAGCUUCCAAUCGAAUAUAAGUUAAAAAAUAUUGAAGAAACAGAGGCUGCAAAAAAGCUUCUACAGGAAAAGAGGCUUAUGGGUCGGACAAAAUCAGAAUUCAGCAUUCCAUCAAGUUAUAGCGCUGAUUAUUUCCAGCGUGGCAGGGAUUAUGCUGAAAAACUUAGAAGAGAACAUCCUGAGUUGUACAAAGAUAGAAGUCUACAGGAUGAUAGUUCUGGUUCAAAACAAAAUGAAUCCGGCACUGAUGCAGCUGGAGCAGUACAGAGGCAGGCUGCAACAGAUCAAUUCAUGUUAGAGCGCUUCAGGAAACGAGAACGUCACCGGGUAAUGCGAAGAUAACACGUAUGUGAUAUUAGUGGCAUGUUUUACAAGAGUACAUCAAGGAUUGGUAGAAGUCCAACUCCAGUUGAAUGGCAUGCCAUUGAUCUGCGUCUAUUCCUUCUUUGCUCAAAUAUCAGCAGAAGAUCGUACAGCUGCAAUCAUGCUUUAUUUUUUGUGGGUUCUUAUUAUUUUUAUUUAGACAAAACUUUUAAGAAGUAACAAAAAUGUAUUAAUUUAGCCACUGCCAGCAUCGUGUCUGACUUUGCAGUGGCCUCUGUUAAGAGGCAACAAAGAAUUGUGAUAGUUAGCGCAUCUUUGGUUGGUCACCAAUGACUUGCUGUGAGCAUCAUAUGCUUAUGAACUUCUGGUAAUGGUGAAGGUCCUAAAUGGGUUAGGUGCCUUGUUAGGCGAUCUGCAUGUUUUGUACUGACCAAAAUAUUUAAUUUUCCAUUGAAAGCUUUUGCAUCUUUAGGAACCCUCCGUCAGUAGU
Molecule: messenger RNA, 1401 nt
Organism: Gastrolobium bilobum
Lineage: Eukaryota; Viridiplantae; Streptophyta; Magnoliopsida; Fabales; Fabaceae
Product: protein COP1 SUPPRESSOR 2
Exons: 6
Coding region: 69-929 (286 amino acids)
Biological process (GO): mRNA splicing, via spliceosome
Cellular component (GO): spliceosomal complex
Source: RefSeq, a predicted model, not a curated record